AUGUCAUCAUCAAAAGCAUCAUCAGCUAUGGAGCAGCACAAAAUUAGUACGCCAGGUCAAACAAGUAAGCAGGCUGAAGCUGCAAUUAAUUCAACUGUAAGUGAAGCCACACCACCACCUGUUGGCGGAGCUACUUCGGCACAGUAUGAAACUGGACCGUCUGAUAGUCAAGUAACAACCACCAUUACGGAUAGGCCACCAACUUAG
Didymodactylos carnosus is the source of this 207-nucleotide messenger RNA. Lineage: Eukaryota; Metazoa; Rotifera; Eurotatoria; Philodinida; Philodinidae. The record is from the annotation of a GenBank genome assembly.